AUGCCGGCGGGGGCCAUGAAGAAGCGCGUCUUGACCAAGCAGCAGCUCGAGACGAACCGCGUGCGCUCCAAGCAGUACUACGAGGACAACCGCGACUCUGUCCUCGCCAAGCUUCGCACGUACUACAGCGAGAACCGGGAGAAGGAGCGACUCCGCCAGCGCCAAAAGUACAUGCGCAUGCGGGCGCGCAAGCUCGCGGCCAAGGCCGAGGGCACCGUGGCACCGGCGUCGCCGACACCAGGAGCUGCGUGCCGUGGACCCUUGUCCGACCCCUUGAGCAUCGCAUUCCUUCUCAACUAGUGGGUUUGUCUUAUGUCGACUAAUUUAACGUCUUGUAACAUCCUCA
Saprolegnia diclina VS20 is the source of this 346-nucleotide messenger RNA. RefSeq lists its product as hypothetical. The record is from RefSeq and is a predicted model, not a curated record. Lineage: Eukaryota; Oomycota; Saprolegniomycetes; Saprolegniales; Saprolegniaceae. Bases 1 to 300 code for a protein of 99 amino acids. The transcript has a single exon.